Messenger RNA from Uranotaenia lowii, 1808 nucleotides. RefSeq names its product UDP-glycosyltransferase UGT5-like. The record is from RefSeq and is a predicted model, not a curated record. Gene Ontology annotation, molecular function: UDP-glycosyltransferase activity. Lineage: Eukaryota; Metazoa; Arthropoda; Insecta; Diptera; Culicidae. The coding region runs from base 1 to 1731 and encodes 576 amino acids. The transcript is spliced from 4 exons.
AUGUUCUUCCAGAACUACUCUAAAGAAGAGAAAUCCUGCGGUAAUAGGUGGUUUGAUUUCAAUCAUUACCUCUAUUUAGUAUGUUUGCUAUCAGUACGAGUUGAAGAAGCCGAAGAGCAACAUCUGGCGCGCGAUCUGGCUGAUCUGAUCCGAUCUGAAAAUGGUGAGAGUGUUGUCGCAAAACUAGUUUAUCUGCUGCUUGUUUUUGCAGCAGGUUACAGUCCGGUGGAUGGAUCGCGGAUUUUGGGAGUGUUCACCUUUCCCGGCCGGAGCCACUGGAUGAUGAUCGACGCUAUUAUAAAUGAACUGUUGGAUCGUGGCCAUCAGGUGACGGCCAUCGCGAACUUUCCCCUUUCGAGGAGUCAUGAAAAUUACACCGAAAUCCGGAUAGCACCAAUUUACGACUUUUGGAAGAAAUCUGUUAAGGUGGAUUCAUUGUACGAUCUUACCGAAAUAUCAAUUCACCGGAUGUUGGUCGAUUUCCUGUACAGUUUGGGGCUGGAAACAACCGAAUAUGCAUUCACGAGGCCGAACGUUAAGCAGUUUUUGCUCAAUGAUCAAACCAAGUUUGAUCUGCUGUUGGCAGAACAGUUCUACCAGGAAGCUUUUUUAGUGUUGGCAUACAAAUAUCGAGUUCCAGUAGUGACAAUUGGAACAUUUGGAUUCGCCCAGUACAUGGGUCCGAUGAUGGGUAUGAUGAAUAUGUGGUCCCAUGUUCCCCAUGAAUUCCUUCCGUACACCGACCGGAUGACGCUGAUGCAACGGAUCUACAAUUCGGCUAUAAGCUCCUAUGAGCUUUUGCUGCGCUCCUGGUACUACAUGCCUCGUCAAGAACGGAUGGCUCAAACCUACUUCCAGCAUCUGCCAGGACCGCUACCAUCGGUAUCCAAUCUGGAACAGCAAGUUUCGGUAAUUCUGUUGAACAGCUAUGCUCCACUAACGACUACCCGAGCCAAAGUCCCGGGACUGGUUUCGGUUGGAGGACUUCACAUCAAGGAAGCGAAAGUUUUACCGAAGGAUAUCCAAAGUUUUCUCGACGAAGCUAAGCACGGUGCCAUCUAUUUUAGUUUGGGAACCAACCUAAAAAGUUCUGAUAUGCCUCGGGACAAGCUUCAAGCCAUUUUGAACGUAUUCCGAUCGUUGAAACAGCGAGUGGUUUGGAAGUUUGAGGACGAAACCGUUCAAGGGCUACCCGAGAAUGUGAUGAUCAAGAGCUGGUUACCACAGAGUGACAUUCUGGCGCAUCCAAAAGUGAAGGUUUUCAUUACCCACGGAGGACUUCUCGGUACUCAGGAAGGUGUCUAUCGAGCUGUCCCCAUGCUGGGAAUACCCAUUUACUGCGAUCAACAUCUGAACAUGAACAAAGCUGUACUCGGGGGCUAUGCUGUGAAGUUGUAUUUCCCUAACAUUACGGAAUCAUCCUUCCGGUGGGCUUUGGAGGAGCUGCUGUUAAAUCCGAGCUAUAAGAUUAACAUUAGGAGGGUUUCUGAAAUAUUUCGGGACCGACCUACACCAGCUUUGGAUGAAGCGGCCUAUUGGAUAGAAUAUGUCAUCAGAUAUAAGGGAGCUGCGCAGCUAAGAUCAGCAGGAUUGGAUCUACCGUGGAUUAGCUUUGCUCUGCUUGAUGUUGUUGGAACUGUGAUGUUUGGCAUUGUUCUCGUUGCAUGGAUAUUGAAAACCUUUUCAAAAAGUUUGGUUAAGAAAUCGAAUGAUAAAAUUAAAAAAAAUUAGCAGCUUUUUAUCAUUGUAUUAAGUAGCAAAUUUUGUCAUUGAAAUAAAUUUCCAACACCCAGAAAUUGUUUAUUUGA